Molecule: messenger RNA, 14444 nt
Organism: Spirometra erinaceieuropaei
Lineage: Eukaryota; Metazoa; Platyhelminthes; Cestoda; Diphyllobothriidea; Diphyllobothriidae
Source: the annotation of a GenBank genome assembly
AUGCCACAUCCAUCUGCAACCACGUAACUUACAUAUACGCCUAGCCUGCACAUACUUGAUACUCAUUCCAGUCUGUCCCCAACAUGACCGCACAUCCUGUCACGCAGAGGUUUUCGCGGACGCAUUAGGGUUCGUCGAAACCAGAUUGGAGAAUCACUGCCAGGGCCUCGGGAAAAUGUUCGUCGAGUCUUCCAUGUCUGACCAAACUGUUUCCGCAUACUACGGUGUCGUAUGUGCCUGUUCAGUCGUAUGUGGUAACAGUAAGCAGAACCCUACUCAGUUCCCGUGCAGAGUCGUAAGAUUAAGUUUGCCAACGAGGAAAAUGACGGACGCUGCACUGGAUGUGUUCCUUUGCCUACGGCACGCUUUAGACGGGGGCUUCAGACACUGGUCGCAAUUUCAUUUCCAGUCGGCUUGACUUUAACAUGCCAUUCGUUUGAAAUCGGUGGGAUAGGUUAAGGACGUCCCAGUUCUUAGUUUCCUCUCCACAAGAAACCAAACCUGUCUUCGAACCACUUUGGCGUACUAUGAGUCAUGGAUUGACAUGUUUUCAACUUACAGUAAGUGGGCUAACUCAUGAAAUGUCAACCGAAAUUCCGAAAUGAGUUUCCGUUUCGAAAAGAUUAAUUAAGUAGGGUGGCAAAAAUAAUCAGCCUGCAACAUAAUUCUAUAAUAUUUCAGUUUCCCCAGGAUGCCGGCUUUCGAAUGGACUUCCUUCCGGCUGAAUGCAAAAACCAGACUCUGUAAAAAAUGACUUCUUAGUUAGCAUGCAUUUUUCUCAUUGAUUUUCGAUCCCGCUAAAUGUCUAAUUACAUUUCAUAGAAAACAUGCAUAAAAAUAUUCAUUUUUCUGCUCAUUCGGUGGAUAAUUACGUUUUCUAAUUUUAUGCUCAAAGGAAGGAUAUAAUUCGGUUUUAAAAAAGUUUCUACUUGGGGGACUUUUAAAUACCGUGAAAUGACCACUCAUAAAUCGUCAUAUCUCUGCAUUUACCAAUGUGGAUUGUAAAGUUAACAAUAUGGAUCAAAUCCACUGCGAAAUUUUAUGAACCCUAUAUGACCCCUCUUUAUUACCGUAGAGAAAUAUGUGGUUUUCCGUAGACGGAAAAUACAUGGCUUGUAGUUUUGAAACCCUGUGUCCAAGUGUGACGGUGGAGCGGGUUCAAAAUUAUUCGGGAAUUGGAAAAUUUUUAGAAAAUCGAAUUAUACUCUUCCUUCGAGUAUAAGCUUCAAAGACGUAGUUUUCUACCGAAUGAGCAAAAGACUGGAUAUUUUUAUGCAUGUUUUCUAUGAAAUGUAAUUGGACAUUUAGGGGGAUCGAAAAUCAAUGAGAAAAAUUCAUGCUAAUUAAGCAGUAAUUUUUUACAGAGUCUGCUUUCUGCUUGCAGCUGGAAGGUAGUUCAUUCGAAAGCCGGCAUCCUGGGGUAACCGAAAUAUUAUAAAAUUAUGUUGUAGGUUGACUAGUUAUACAACCGUACUUAGUUAAUCUUUUGGAAACGAAAACGCAUUUCGGAAUUCUGGUUGACAUUUCAUGAGUUAGCCCACCUACUGUAUGUGAUAAACAGACGAUAUGGUCUGAGAGCCAGCCUGCAAUGACCCGUGUUUAGUUUGACUAUGUGGCAACUCCCACAACUGUGGGAUGGGAAUGGGUGGUGUGGUUCGUAUGGGUUGGACCGCAGCACUUGUUGAGUACGCGUAAGCAGGGGGAAACUCUGGUUAGCCAUUGCGUUCAGGUCCAUCUCCAGCCACACCGAGCUUAUGCUCCCGUUGUAACGUAACUGAUGAACCAAAAGAAAGUGAAGUAGGUGACAUGAAACUCUCCGUCAUUAUACAUUCCAUUUAACCUGCAAGUUAGCGGCGCCUCCCCAGAACGUUGUGACCCUGGCUCAUUUUGGGUAGGGAACCAUGAGAAUCAUUGCCAGCUAAAAGAGUGCGUCUGGGGUGUUAGGAGUAAAUAUUCAGUGCUCACUCAGGAUACAAAUAAAUUUGACCUGAAUGGAUGAAUGCAGGUGAUGCCAUGGCAUGAGGAUCCUGCAGAUCGCACCGAAAGUAAGCAGCUCCAUCUUAAAGUUACGAACUGUCUAAAAAUCACCGGUGCUCCUCAGGGCGUGAGCCACACUCCUACUAGACCGGUAGACUGACGGUGGGUUAAGGGUUAACACUCAAAAAUUCCCGAUUAACCUUCUAAUUUUUCCAAGAAAAUCUUACUUUACUCCUGCCUUCGUAGGUCACUGCAACAUCCUACUGGUACGGAGAGGGACAACUGAGGUCUCAACCGAACAUAAUUUUUGUGUCCACGCAUUCCCUUAAUCCAUAUGCCCCGAGUGACGAAAAUCAUCGUCAAAGAGGUUUAGGUAAGAUAUUUUCUAGGUUAAGAACGAGUUCUUGUUACCCCAGAGGACUAUAACAAUUGAAAAUUAAAAUUCAAAAUCACAGUCUGCAUUUUGCAAACUCGGCGUCAGCUAUCUUUUUUAAAAGAAGGUCUCCUCAGGAUAAUCAUUCUUUCUUACCAAUUUUUUUAUCGAUUUGAUGCACAUAACUUGAAACCUCCCACUGUUCUGCCAAGGAUCGUUUGCCUCUAUGAACGCCAAUACCCCGACUGACGAUCAUUGCAAAUGUUCCGCCAUGAACGCGGUUGACGACCGGUUGGAGAUCCGGACUCCGGAAAUAUUCCAGGGCGAUCUUACUGCAACCGUGCUGUUUAAAUCAUUCCCACGUAAGUACUAAAACAUCAUGAGUAAUCGUUACUUGCGUGAGACAGCUUAGAGCCAUUUUUCACUCAUGUCCCUUUAUGCCAUUCAGGCGACCCACUUAGGUAGGCUACGCAGUUGGCAUCGUCGUUGGUCGAUCAACUAACCCGACUCUUUGUUCACACUUCCAGAUACGGAUAACGGAGUUUAUCAGAUCGAGUGGUUUCCCCAGGUCUGCAUUGACUCCCACGAGAGCACCGACUCAAUCGCGAGCGGGAUGCUGACGGCCACUGUGCGGGUGAGGAGUUAUUUAUUAUUGUGCGUUCAUGUGUUUGCACACGGGGCGGCUGGGCGUCCUCCCCCUGUCCUCCGCUUUUCCCCUACCUACUCCCCGCCUCAGUUUGAAUGCAAACACGCCAUUUCGACUGCCUGGUCAUUCGGUUUUCCAGACAUGCUCAACCGUCGCACAACGCUCCCACCGCAUGAGGGCAGCGGCGGAUGGGGAGGGAGGGGCUGCGCGGCGAGGCAGCUGCAAGCCACCUUAUGUCUUGGCCGCCGAUGAUAACGGCUGGGGCGCAUGGAGGGAGUGGACGAGGGGUGGGAUGGGGGUGCAUUAUUACUAUCAUCUGAGAGGACGAGGUUAGGCGAGGGUUUGAGCGCUGUGUGUUCGCCACGGCAGAACAGGAGGGAAGGAGGGGCUGCACGCCACAGACCGCAUUGGCUCAAUCAGUCGAAGCAUGUUAUGCUAAUCUCCAGGGUCUAAGCAAAGAGGUUACUUUGUUCCAGUUAUUCGUCGCGCUUAACAGACUCGCGAAGGUAGACAUUAUUUUCUUUGCUCAAAAACUUCGCAUAGACCUCUCCCCUUCACCAAUGUUGCAUUUAUGUCAGUUAAGCGGAGCAGAGCUAUAAUCUGACGGAUUUGUAUGUGGAAGGACAAAAAAUGUGCGCAGAAAGCGGAAAAGAAAGGGACCUUGUGGCGUGUCGUCGCAGUCCUUACUAAGUCGAUAAGCUAUUGUCGGAACUUUGAAUUUUAUGCAACAGAGGGUCUCAGUGUACCAAAAACAAUGAAAAUGUAUUUCACGAAAUGUGCAAGCGGGCAAGACUCGGAUAUUGCGCGGCUUUCGACGGGUAACGAUUUGUUUUCGUAAAAUAAACGAGUUUAAAUAACAAGUAUUAACAAUGUGGAAAUGAGCCUAUCUCACUCUGCAUUCUCCUGUAUGGAUCAGUAUCAUUCCGCUUUUCACUCCAAAUCUUGAUUGCAUCAAGUUCGUCUGACUAAAAUCCAACAGGCAUGUUACAACUCCAUUCUAGAAGGGAUUUGUUUACGUCCCAUAUGGUGAACGUCAGCAAACUAUGUGCGCGCCAUGAACAUUCAAAAAAUUACGCAUGACUUCGAGCUAAGUGCAAUUUUUUAAUGUAGUUCUAACAAACAGAAAAAAAGAACUGCCAUUUGCGACACAGAUAGCCUACAAAGGCUUCAAGCUCAGAGUGAUGUCCUCGCGAAUAAAAAGGAUGUCAAAAGAUAUUGUACAGCAGGCUAACUUUUGUGGUAACUAGGGAAGACACUAUCAAAAUUCGGACAAAAUGCGGAAAUUUACAUCGAUGCCUACACCGUCACUUGCGAUCUCUUCAUUGAUGACUUUUUCUUCAAGUAUGGCGAUCUUAGUUGCAAAAAAACACCUUUAUGAAUAAAGCAUAUGAGUGCUUUUUGCCAGGGCGUACGGAAACUUGAAAACACAUCCAUGUCUGUUUCUAAGAAAACUAUAAAGUUAAGAAUUAAUGUUCACAGGUACAGAUUAUUCCACAUUCUAGGAAUUUCGAUUUUAAGGCUUUCCGAAAUGCAGGCUCGACAAUGCAUUAAGUUUCAUGGGUAUCGCUUAAUUCUACAAGCGAAACAUGUACCCGUUUCCAAUAUCUCAUGAUAUCUUAUAAGCAUCAAUAUGACUGCUCGUAGACACAAAAGGUCCUCAGGAAAUGUGCAAGCCAGGAAGUUAUGAAAAUUCACGAGAGUGCAAAAACGCACUUCGCAUUUCUAAAGCCAUUUUCCUCCACAUCCUAAAACACUAAUUUUUAAUAGACGCUAACGGUUCGCAGGGUGAUCACAGGAAUUGCCGGUAAGACACAGGAAUAGGAACCGCCGAUAAUACACGCAGCCUUGAGCUAAAUUGGCAGAAGGGCACCUAUCCCGGUGUUCUAACUCUGACCCUAAUCCUGACCUUGAUCCAAAACCUACCUAAAGUCUAACCCUAACUCUGAUACUAACCAUGAUUUCCUUGGUAUUCAGUGGAAGGUCAUCUGCAUUACGAGGGUUUCCCAUUCCCGUUUCUUAUCGCUUCGCCUUUCCCUAAUUCUCCCUACGGCCAGUAGCUGCCACCACACAAGCAUGUCUUAAAAUUUACGAAAAUAUAGAUGCUACCUUUACAAUGAUUUAUCUUUGGGUUAAAUUGUCGUAGAGGGAAGAGUGAAAUUUUUUAACCUGCGCGCAAUCAUGUCGGGUUACAUGAACUGGGCUGGGGUUUGGUUGCAUACUUAGGAUUGUGACAAUCAAACUGUAGAUGGGCUGUAACAUCUCAAGGUAGCGUCUCAUGACCUCAGCGCGUACUCUAUGUCAGGAGCUGAAUACAAGGGCUUUAUUAUCGUUCUCGAAACAAUAGCUCUUUGCAUGUACCAAUAUAAAAAAACAACUUCAGCCGCUGAGACCUUGGGGAAGACAGACCAACUCCGGAGUUUCGUACCGAACGAGCGGCGUAUACCCAAUUCAUUAUAAGAGUUCGGCGUUUGGGUUAUUCGAUGUAAAUUAGUGUUGCAAAUACACAAUCUAUAAGGACGGUUCUCUUAAACUUCAAAAUUCACUCAGUCUUGUGCAAUAGCGCUUGUGUACUCUGUGGAAAUACAUUUUCUUCCUCUUCUCCUUUUCUACUGCUAUUACUACGACCACUCAACUAAGGGAUGGUUUGUAUUCUUAAGACCAACAUUAAGUUAGCUUAAAAACAAAAGUCUGAUGCAGCAUCGGAAAGGUUAAAUGUUGUUAAAUCAGGAGAUCUUUGUCCCGCUGAUGAACCAACCAUUGAAACCGCCACUCACAAGUUGCCGCACAGGCAGUGUAAUUUCAGGGGGGGGGGGUGGAACAUGGUGUUAUUUAGGAAAUUUAGUCUACGUAGCUUAGGAACGAGGAAUUCCGCGAAAUUAACAAGGUAGCUUUUCCUGUUAAUCGUCGACUUUCAUAAAAAGAAAAGACCGAUAGCCUGCAAAUGUUCGAGGGCUCAUCGAGUAUUAAUCAUUGGGAGUCUCUUUCAUCUAUCCAGAAUUUCCGAGGCAGCUAUCAACACCAAGUAUCUCACAGAUGAAGCCGUAUCUUCUCAAAAAAUAUUAAAUUGCCAAAAUUUUCGGGGGAGGGGGGGGGGAAUGUCGAUUUCUGAAUUUACCUAUCGACAGAGGGUAAACUCUGAACGGUAGUCUUUUUCAUGCAAUAGUUAAAGCACUUGAUGCAUCAUGUUUAUCGAAAUAUAAAAUCCUGCAGAUAAGCACCGCAUUAGCGUCCGCUCUUCUUCGGGAACAUUGAGAUCAACUUUCAUUUUAAAAUUUCUGAUGCAGAACUCGCUUUUUCUUCCACUGGUGUUAUUUCCACUGGGCUAGCACCCCUGGAAAAAAUAUCUGAACAAAGUAGAAAUGAUCAUCACACGAAAAACGACAAGUAGGUUUCGGAAAGCAUCUUGGCUGUAAAUUUUAACUAUUGUGGUCGAAAUCUGCGUAAAGGUUGCUUGGAGUGAAAUUGGAGUUUCGUACCAUAAGGAUAAGUAUAUACUCAGCUUCGAUGCUGCUGCAAAAGAAUGGAUCAUAGUCCCACUUUCAAUGUCACUGUGGACAAUACUGCUUAGACUGGCUGAGUAUCAUAUACCGAUUGUUACCCUCAAAGUCCCGCUGAGUUGCGCUUGUCUCAUGCAAAACGGGCUGAAAGUUCACCUGAUGGAGAUGUUUACGGUGAUCGAGCCCAUCGGCGGCAAGAGCCGAAAGCCCUUUUGUGUCAAAGAAAGAACUGUCUGAUGCAUUCAGAUUCAAUCAAACCUUUUAAAACAUCUUAUUGUAUUCCCCAGAAAAAAAACGAUCACUCAAAUGAACGAUAUAUUCUACAGUUUGCUCAAAAGCUCAGAUAUUUUAUCGAGUUCAUCAAAAACAAACACCCAAUAUUAGUGAUCGCUGUCUCAAAAAAUAAAAUUGUAAAAGUCUUUACACUGCAAGGAUACGACUUAUCUAGUCAGUCCUGAUGGUGGUACUAAUAGUACCCCUCGACGCGUAGCACCUUUAACAGAGUGUCUGAUGAAAACUAUUUGCUGUCUGAGUGAAAGUCAGCCCCAUUUUCAACUGAUUUAUUUUUGACUUGCAACUUUACAGAGCCAUUAUUUUCGUCUGACAAAGCUGAAAUUCAACUGCGUCUACAUUGUUCGAUUGGUGGCAAUGGACCCAGAGGACCGCGGUCCAACAAGGCUAGACAGUCAGCAAGAAGUCGUUACAGCCUGCUUCUGUACUGGUUCGUGCAAAAAAACCAAAAGGACACUGCUCUCCGGGGCCUCGGAAUGUCCAGAUACUGGUAUGCAAAAUUCCUUUCCCACUCGUCCAAGCUUAGAAGAAGAGGAGGAGGCAGACGCUCACUCACUUCCCCAUCGGAGCUGUUGAUUUCUCUGGGGAAAAAUAAGCGAGGGCGCACUUUCAUCAGACUACACUGACUCUUCGAAAUUGAGAAAAAGAGGGGGGAUGACGAUAUUUUGCCCUCUUCGCCUUGAAAAACCGCAGGCUACAUUGGUGCCGAAGUUUAAACAGAAACAUAGUGGUUGACUGGAGAGUUACACUUGAGUAGCAAGAUGAGUCGAGUAAAACUACGGUCUUAGAGGACAAAAACCAUGCCGCUCUCUCAAGUGACUGAGCAGCCCAGUACUUGGAUUGGGGAGGCGAAGUUACAGAAGUCAGUUAGAACAAAUGUUGAGUGACCAGUCAGAAGGAGUCUCUGCUGCUUGCCAAAUAAUUCUUACACAACGAGAGCGCAGAGUAGUAUGAAUUAUUGGUACAAAUCUGGCGCAAAAUGAAACUGGAUUUAAGAGGAAGUUCUCUCUUAAGGUGGUGUUAAGUCCAAAAAUAGCAGAUAUUCUGUCUGAGCGCCAACUAUCGCAUUUGCCUGGUGUUUUUAACGUUUUGCGCAGUGCAGAUUGACAAACGAUCUUUAGCAAGAUUUUAAAUGAACCAUUUUACUUGGAUUACCUUUUAAACCUUAUUCACGAGCGACGUAAUGCGAAGUGACUUUAUACAUGGUGACAGCUUUUAUUUUGAAUUACCUAUUUAGGUAAAGUACUGAUGAAAGUAGGACUACAAAUCUAACUAGGCCUAUUUAGCCCAGUGAGUCCAGAUGAAUAUGCAACCUUAGUUGCUACUCACUAAACGGCUGAAAAUGAGUUGAUCCUCAUUUUCAUAAAAACCUGUGCCUUCUCCAGGCGCCAUUAAAAAAAAGAGCAGUACUUUGGUCCCUAUAAAGUUUGCAAUUAGGAACAGCCUUAAGACCCUCUCAGGAUUAUGUGGCACGUUACCAUUCGCGGGCUUAUUGAUGUUACUUGAGAAUUGUGUCAUUGUGUACAUAUUCACUGCAAUAUACCAUAAGUAUCAAAAGGAGUCACUAUGGGAGCACGUAAGGUAGCUUUUGAGGAAAUAUGCAGCAUAAACUUUAUAGACCUGAGGAAAAAAUGAAGAUAAAGGUUUAAUUUUGAGAAGAGGCGAGCAUUAGUAACAUUUUGGGCAGCAAAGUACGCCCUGCUUUCAAGGGCAAACAUAAAAGAGGACGUUAUUGCCCCUGAAAGAAAUGUAGGGACCUAGGUUUCGUACAUCCAUUCUUGCAAAUGCAAUGAUUACAUUUAUAGGGGCAUUCAAAAGAAAUACGUAAGCACACUACAUAAGAAGUAACUUUUUAGCUAUUGUGAUUCAAACAGUUGGCUGCAACAUGCCCAUUAAGAGGCCUGUACCUUACCCUGUAGGAAGCGGCUUGGUGAUUUAUUCUCGGCCAAUCCGUUUGUUAGCACUGCCUAGAUAAUAUCUUCCCUUCGAAUGCAUAUGGAAAAAUUUUAGCCGAUGAUUCAUGAUUUUAAGCACAUGCCGUACUUUGACAGGGAGUUCAUUGGUGAUUUGAAGAAGUUUAAAUAAUCCUUUGUGUGAAGAGGAAUGAUUCCUUCAAUGAAUUGCCGUACGUCAGGAAGAAGUCUACGCAAAGUUGUACUUAGUCUUAUGUGGUAGUGAUGUUUCGCCAAUCUUUUUGCAGUACGGAACAUGAUUCUCCUUUUCGCCCUGAGUACCACUCUGAUGCCCUCGGUGGUGGUGGCAUGACGAUAACCAGUCGUUAACGCAGAAGUAUCAUCAACGACGACAAGCGAGACUGGUGUGGCUGUUUCUGGUUUAUGUGACUUCCAUGUAAAUGCGAAUAUUUCCAACAGCAGUCGACACUAUGUGCGCCCAUGACUCAGUGCUAGACCAAAGAGCCAGGGCUUGAGUCCGGUUCAUCUUAGACCUGGAUUUGCGAUAUGGAUAUUAGUCUGAACGCCGGUUGCGCCGCUGUCAUUAGAAAACAACAUGAACUACCUGACCUCCGUACCGCAUUAAGAAGUGUUUAUGACGCAUUCUGACUGGCAGACUUAUUCCUCCCGCCUCCCCCCCCCAGAACCAAUGACUCUGCUUCCACCGAAAAACGUUCAAGUCGAACUAAGCGAUCGCAGGCAUCUGGACUAUCGAGUCACCUGGUUACCACCGGCGCUUCCACUCAGCGUCGUCCAAGACGAUGCCUUCACGCGCUACCGCGUAAUGUGGGCUCCGCGAAAGGAGGAGCCCGUAGACGCCACCACGUACAACGACAAGGCCGGCUUCAGUCCCAUACUGGACACCUCCAGAUCUGAUGUGCGUGUUGUUGAAAAGGUGGGUCAUAGGGGCAGCAUAUUUUGUUUUGGCAGAUCGGUACUCCACUGGCCAUGUUAAGAAUACGACCAGAGCAAUCAAAGUGACUGUUCGACUGAUAACUUUUGGUUACAAUUGCGAGGAAUUUCUGAGAAAGACUACUAAUAAUACCAACUCUUAAAUUGUGAAUCUUAAAACAUUGAUGCGGUAUUUGCUUUGGCGAGUUCACUCUGCAGCUGACAAACCAAAAUCAAAACGUCAGUAUCUGUGGAGGAGUGUGAUAUUUGGUUGUGACGCAUACUGAAAUACGCAGCACUGACUUAACAGUAAAAAACUCCCAGGUUUCUUUAAAAAUACAGAGUUAUCGAGGUAACAUACUCCGUCAGUUUUAAUUCACUCAAAGCACGGGGUUUGAAGUGGCCCCAGUUACUUUAGGGGAAAUCAAAACCCUAGAUGACGGAGUUCAUAAGUUCGAAAGGGAUUGCCGACAUGGACGCUGGAAUAGUCCAUUUCGGUUUAUUUGCAAUCCCCUGUCCAAUCCAACUUUAAGCUGCAAGCCCGGAGUCUCGUCCCGGCCCAGUUGAUUGUCGACGAAGGCUCUCAUCCACGAGCUGGUAGUAGAUGACUGCACAUUAGCCAAACCUAGUCAUUUCAGUCCUCCGGUGUCUAUCGUCUAUUAUCUAUUGAUAGUCGUCAUGAGACCGACUGCUUGAACUGUAGACUCCGGACACCAAGGCAUUACGAAAAUGCCAGUUUUCCCCCUGUGAUCAUGACAGAUUGAUGCAUAUCCCCCCAAAGCGCGUUUACGCACUGUCAGCUGCGACGGUCACUAAUAUGUAUUGAAUGUCAGAUGGGGUAAAUUAUUCCUCCCGAGUUUGUCUUGCAGUCUAGAACUAUGAACAAAAGCUAACUAAAAAGCCUCCUGUUGUCAUUCCAGCCACCCCUGUUCUUCUUAAAAGUUGUUAAAUCAUUGGCCAUUGUUCAUAACCAGAUCCUAUUUCCGCUGCUGUGCUGGGAGAAACACCUCAGGUCCGGAAACCUGUUCGGCUCAAAGUUAACGCGCUUCUUUAAGCAGAAGAUGUUAGGUCCUCUAAGGGCAGUCAGGGAAAAUUGAUUCAUUAGCCUGGGGAAUUAUAUAAAGUCUGCACGACCCCACUUUAUCAUUACGGAAUUUUCUGAAAGCCAUUUUACGGUAUGUACCGUUUUGCCUUGUGGAAAGUGUCUUGAAUAAAAGUGAAAAUUUGGAGUUAAUUUGUUAUAACUCUGUUCCACCGGUUAGUACGUUUUGUCCCACUAUACUGAGUCGGUUUCAAUCUGCGGCAAUAAUAAGUCCAUGAUUUCUGCAAGUAAUUUCACAUUUGCGCAUAUUAGAGUAAAGUGACUGUUACAGGUAUUCAAUGUAAGAUCAACAUGCAUUGAAGCAAAUUAGAUAGAAAAAAAGACAGUAACAUCUAAGAUUUAUUACUUUCUAAGUUAGUAAUAAUGGUCGCUCAGAAAAAGGGCAGAAAGUCACAAAAAAGACGCACCAAAAGCAACUGAAACCUUCUAGGUCUCUUAAGGAAAAGUUGGCAAGUGGGCAUUUUACAUUUGAAACAAGCAAAGUAUCGGAUGAAUAUUGGAUAUUUCGCCUUGAAUUGGUUUUUAGAAUUCUGACCAAAUCUGUGCUCUUGAGUAAAACAAACUGUCGCGACACAUUUCUUGCGGUGGGUCAUGGUGCGUCUGGAGAAGAUGUCGAGAUUAUUUGGAAGAUUCUUACACAAAGGUUUUUAUGCUUUAUAGUCAUUUCCGAACUUACGCACAUUGACCACAUAUAGGCACUCCUGAAUCACAUGUUUGUUUAAAAAAGUCUGUCUUCAUUAAAAAAUCUGAAACUUUCUAGACUGAUUUAAGCCAGUUUUCUGCACUUCGGUUAGGCGAGAGACUUUUGCAAACACGAAUGCCCUUCUAGACUCUUCGAGGUUUCUGCCGAGGAAUGCAGUCGAUUCGACUGUCUCUAUUAACUGUGCGCAAUUCAAGAUCACUAAUAACCUGCCAAGUUUGUCGUGAUGUUAACACGAGUAUGCUAAUUAGUGUACACAAUAGUGGUCGCUUUUUAGGGGCAGAAAUGUCAAGAAAGACUCUUCGAAUUCUCCCUCCGGGCAGAUUUUAGGGAGAGUUUCUCAAUAAAUAAAAUGUACCGCCCCACGGGGGACAGAAAAUUUGGCUUUCAGCAACCAAGUUGUUCACAGACGAAGCUCCAUAUCGGCAUACACACCCAGUAAUACGCAGUGUUUUAAAACUAAAAGAUGAUGCCGGAACUAGCAAGGCAAUUAGUAACACAGAAUAUUUUAUGGGCUUUUCACCCUAGAAAAAGAAUUCAGUCGAUUGUUUUCGGUUAGAGGGUUUUAGUGUUUGUAUGUGCGCCAGAUAUCAGACCUCGAUUCGAAUUUAACAACAUGUUCAGUAAUCAAGAAAUGUAAAUGAACGAGACUAGAGUCCUGAAAACAGCGCAGAACAUCUGCGAAAUACUUGCCUGAAAUUUUAGCCAGUACCUGUGCUGUCAUUAUGGUACGUUAUUCAGUAUGGCCAAUUACCUUUGCGGCCGCGAAGUUGAACUCGUGACCCCUCCCGAGGGUGUGAGCAACCCUUCGCGGUAUGUCGUCGUUCCCUCGCACAACCAGCUUAUGUUGUAUGAAUGCGCGAUCCAAGCAUUCGUUUAGACUGACCUUUGUAGUUACAAGGACUUUAAUUGUCAUCUGGAAAACAUGAUGUGUUGGUAACAACUCUAUUGAGCAUCUACGGUAGAUGUGCUACCUCAAUAAAGGCUAAACUAAAUUCCGGAAUGCGUCAUCGAUUAGGAAAGAUUAAUUAAUUGGUGUCACAAGACUAGCUGUCGCGCAGCGUAAUAACAAGGUAGUUCAAUCCCGUCAGAGGACCGGCUUUUGAACUAAAUUGUUUCCGGCCGCUGGCAAUAACCAAACUAGGCGAAAAGUGACCACUUAACAGUCGGAACCUUCCAUUGCUUAUCAAUGCCCUCAAUAUAUUCAGAUGUGUUUUAUAUAAAACAUGCGCAAAAUAUUCUUUUUUGUGCUUGUUGGGUGUCAUAUUAUGCCCUCUUCAAUUUUUUUUGACGAGAUUGUAUCUUAUGUUUAAAAAAACUUCCUUAAUUUCUAAAUAAUUUUAUACCUGACCUGCCGUUACACCUGCAUUUGGGGUUUUCAAACUACAACCUGUAUAUCUUCUCCGUAAGGAAAAUCACACACUUAUAUAUACUCCUGAGAAGAUAUCAUAUUGGGUUCAUGGAAUUUUGCGAUGGAUGUGAACCAUGUUGUGUACUUUACAAGCAGCAUUACUGAAUGAACGGAUACGAUGUCUACUGGGCAGGCAUUUCAUGUGCUUAAAAAUUCCAUGACUAGAAACUUUUUAAAAGAGAAAAAUAUUCUUCCUUCAUGUAUAGAAUUUGAAGAAGAUUUAUUUCGCUAUCAAAUGAGCAGAUGGACGAAUAUUUUUGUGCAUGUACUCAAUACAAUAUAUUGGGGACAUUGAAAAUCAAUGAGGGAAAUUCGCACUAUUUAAGUAGUCACCUUUACAGGGUGUAGUUUUUGCAAGCUGCCGGAAAGAGACCCGUUCAAAAUCCGGCAUACUGACGUGACUGAAUUAUCUUGUGACUAUUCUGCACGACAUUUAGUCAUACGAUCCUACUUAAGUAAUCUUUUUUUUAGCCGGAGACACAUUUCAGAAUUUCAGUUACUAGAGGUUUUUAUGAUAAACGACUGACGUGACGUUUUCAGCAUGUAUAUAGUCGUGACGCUGUGUGCAAUUUCCGCUGCAGGAAUUAUUGCACACCUGUGUACCAAUGUUUGUUUUUAAGAUAACUUGACCUUUACACACGUAACCUCUUAGAAUCAAACCUGGAUCAUUCUCCCGAGGUUACGGCCAAAGACAUUCUACAUUCUUCGAAUCCAAACACUCGGUUCCCCCGGCAGAGGGCGUGAAAAAGAGAGCAUACCUGUUGUUCACUACUUUAUGACUCAUGACGCCUUCCACGCCGACAGACGCAUUUCUCCCCACCGUAAGCCCCGCACACUUAUAAACCUGAAUAAAUUGCCUAGCAGCGUUCUUUUAUCUUUAAAAGCCUUUCGUGGGCAUGAACCUGAGGGCGCAAAAAUGCAUGCAAUAUCCUUGUAGGAGCCGUUGCGCAUUAUAAAAAGAAGCUGUAUUGAUGGCGUAACAAUCAACUGAACAUAUGUAUGCGUCGCAGAAGUUAUAAAAUAUUCGGUAAAUCCACGCAGUUCUACCAUGGACACUUUCAGCACCCAACGUCUUUUAAAUGUUCUUGCAGUAACCCGCAUGCAACCUAGACCAGCUGAGCGUACAGCAUGUAUUUAGGGAAGCCAGCUUGGCUUCGUUCCAAUCUACUGGUCAAAUCCAUAGAAGGGGCCCUCUGAUUUCAUAAUCACGCAGUUGCUUAAUCGAUCGAUCAUAAGUGGUUCCUUUCGAAGUAUCUUUUGUGAACUCUCAUCGGUUAAGCGAAAACGACUGUUGGAGAAGCAUUUGCUUCAGUUUUUCACACUGGCCAAGUUUCUAGAAUUUUAUAAAAAAACUACUAUGUAAAGUUCACCUUAGAAAAAGGACCAUGUUGAUAAAAUUGGGUUUAAAUAACAGCGGAGGAGGCUUUUCCGAUCAGACUCCCAGCCCCUCCCCCCCAGUUCUGCUGAUGAAAGCAGUCAAAUUCUGUGUUUUGCUUUUAGAUUUUCCUGUGAGACAGACCUCCGGUUCUCGCAAAUGGAACUUACCUCAUCUCCUCUGCCCGGUCCUAUUACUAACCGUAAACGGUUUCCAGCGUUGCCCCUGA